Molecule: messenger RNA, 727 nt
Organism: Bombina bombina (fire-bellied toad)
Lineage: Eukaryota; Metazoa; Chordata; Amphibia; Anura; Bombinatoridae
Product: protocadherin alpha-13-like
Exons: 7
Coding region: 74-727 (217 amino acids)
Biological process (GO): homophilic cell-cell adhesion; cell morphogenesis; multicellular organism development
Cellular component (GO): adherens junction; catenin complex; membrane
Molecular function (GO): cadherin binding; calcium ion binding
Source: RefSeq, a predicted model, not a curated record
CUCAUCUCAACCUCACAGUUUGCUGAGUAAGGAUUUGGCGGUUUCCAUCUUAACCUGCACCGGAUAUCAGGCUAUGCGUCCCCCGUCUGAGCUUCUCGUGCUGGCUCUCAGCUUGUCUGUCCAGGUGACCUCAGGUGAUCAGUGCUUAGGAGGCAGCAACAUAUUCACUGAGAUCUCAGAGAACAGCCCUAAUGGAACAUUUGUGGCUAACCUGACAGCAUUUGGGGACUCGGUAACAAACACGGUGAAACUCUGCCUGAGCGGCACAGAUGCUGACUGGUUCUACCUGGAUGGGAAAAAUGUAUGGCUCAACGUGUCCUCUGGAAAAACAUUGGACAGGGAGGUUCUGGACUCUUCUGUACUUUUUGUUACACUUUCCUGCUCUGAAGAAGGAUUUCCAACGAUUCAGUACAGGAUUAUUGUGCAAGUCCUGAAUGAAAAUGACAACAAACCAAAGUUUUUGGAGGAGACAGUGAUGCCUCAGAACAUUAGUGAGCUGGCUGAGGUGGACUCUGUGGUAUUUACAGCAAAGGCUUUAGAUCUUGAUGGAGAUACCCUCAUGUAUAUUAUAGAUCGGACCACGGCAGAUUACAAGUAUUUCCACACGGAUCUCCCGAGCAGUGGGAGGGUACUGCUGUCCCGGCCUCUGGACUAUGAGAGUAAACAGGAGCUGGAAGUUGUGAUUCAUGCUGUGGUGAGAAGAAUUAGCAGGAUUCUCAAGAGCUGA